GAACCCUUCUAAAACCCUACAUUUGCCCCCCAAUCAGGGGUCAUUUCCAACAAUGUCUAAACUUUCGAAGCUUAACGUCUCAAGUCCCAAGCUUUGGGCGGUGGUCGGAGUUGGUGUCGCCGGGAUCGUGAUUCUAGCGGAGGUACGCCGGCGGCGGCUAGGUGCCAGAAACUCUGCUGGAAAAGAUUGUGGUGCAUUCAUCGAACGUUUUGAGCUAGUUCCUUUUCCUCAACCAUCUCCUCCCGCUGCUAGACUCAUCCUCACCGGCCUCACAUUUGCCAUCAAUGACAAUAUUCAUGUGAAGGGGUACGUGACGGGGUUUGGUAGUCCAGAAUGGAAACGGACGCAUGAAGCAGCUGCUGAGACGGCAGUGGCCGUCUCUGCUCUACUAAAGAGUGGAGCUACUUGUGUUGGCAAGACGAUUAUGGAUGAACUUGGCCUCGGAGUCACUGGAAAGAAUGUGCACUAUGGAACUCCAACCAAUCACAAGUUCCCAUUAUAUAUUCCGGGAGGCUCAUCUAGCGGUUCAGCGGUUGCCGUUGCAUCAAAUAUUGUUGACUUUGCUCUUGCCACUGAUACCACCGGGUGCAUUAGAGUGCCGUCAUCUUUUUGUGGCAUCCUUGGAUUCAGAUCAUCUCACGGAGUCGUGCCAACUGUUGGCAUUCUUGCGAUUUCUCAAAGUUUAGAUGCCAUAGGUUGGUUUGCCCGUGACCCAUCUGUUUUAUGUAAAAUUGGACGCAUUUUACUUCAGUCUUCCUCUACUCCACCUAAAAGGACGAGGCGGAUCAUAAUAGCUGAUGAUCUUUUUCAACUGUCUAAGGUUCCUAAGCUGAAGACUGUACAUGUCGUAAGAAGAGUUACAGAAAAAUUAUCUGGCUUCCAGGCCUCAACAGAUAUAAAUUUUGGAAAGUAUAUUGCCUCAAAUGUCCCCAGCUUGAAAGCUUUUCAAGAAAAACCUGUAAAUACAAACCAUGGAAAUUCAAUUUCAAGAGCUUUAUCUUCUGUGAUGUGUCUUUUGCUGAGCUAUGAGUUCAGGUCAAAUUACGAAGAAUGGAUGUGUGAAGUUAAACUCAAGUUAGAUUCUGAUGUGUCUGACCGUAUCACUGCAGCAAUUUCCUUAACCCCCGAAGAAAUCAAGCUUCUAUAUAAAGUCAGGAAAGAAAUGCGUGCUGCUGUAAAUAGUCUCUUGAAGGAUGAUGGGAUAUUAGUAAUCCCUACGACGGCAGAUCCUCCGUCUAAACUACCUUUAAAGACAGGUUUAUCUAAGGAAGCUCGUGAUAGGGCCUUUUCUUUAUUGAGCAUUGCCAGCAUUUCGGGCUGCUGUGAGGCCGCCGUUCCAUUUGGAGAACAUGAUAAUCUUCCAGUUUCUGUGUCUUUCAUUGCAUCACAUGGAAAUGAUAACUUUAUGCUUCAUACUUUAAUGGAUAUGCAUUCUUCUCUUGAUGAAGAAGUAACCACGGCGUCUAAUGCAUCUAUUUUACCAGAAACCAUUCAUAGCCUGGAUGAAUCUGAACUUUUGAAAGAAAAGGGAAAUGCUGCUUACAAGGGAAGGCUGUGGAAUAAAGCUGUGAGCUACUAUACUGAAGCAAUCAAAUUAAAUGAGACAAAUGCAACUUAUUAUAGCAACAGGGCAGCUGCUUAUUUGGAAUUGGGAUGCUUUCGACAAGCUGAAGAGGAUUGUGAUAAAGCAAUUUCUCUUGAUAUGAAGAAUGUAAAGGCGUAUCUGAGACGAGGGACAGCUAAGGAGUCCCUUCUUUUGUAUAAAGAGGCUCUUCAAGAUUUUAGGCAUGCACAUGUUCUGGAACCACAAAAUAAGAUUGCCAAGCUGGCUGAAAAGCGACUGAGGAAGCUGAUGAGUUACUGAUGCUUUCUGUUGUUAAUUGUAAUGUUAAAGACUAUAUAUGAUUUACAUGAGAAACCAAGAAAGUGAAGGGAACACUUCUUUUUACAUACAUGAAAGUUCUGUGCGGUGAAAGCGGUCGUGAAGAGCUCAGACGUAGAAUGUUGCAUUAAAUUCUCUUUUUCAUGUCUCGGCUGUGUGUACAUUUGAUGUAAUGAAUGACUAUAUACGACAAGGGCCAGUUUCAUCUGCAUUUUCAUUUUAAGAUAAUCCAUUGUACAAAAAGUUUUGUUUUUCUAUAUGUGAGUAUGUGACACAUACUAUGAAACUAUAAAGCAAGCUUGGGGAGUGUUUGAAUUUUUAUUCUGUAAACUGCUAUAGCUCUUUCGGACAAUUUUUAGUGUUUGAUCAUGGAGUGCAUAAAUAUGCAUGUGAUAUUGUGAUUAAUAAUUAUUGUAAAUGUGAAUAAUUG
Cuscuta europaea is the source of this 2312-nucleotide messenger RNA. The record is from the annotation of a GenBank genome assembly. NCBI's taxonomy places the organism in Eukaryota, Viridiplantae, Streptophyta, Magnoliopsida, Solanales, Convolvulaceae.